AUGUCAAAGGAACUCGAUUUAACAUUUUACACUGAUAGUCAAAAAAAUCUAAGUAUCUUAGAAAUUGUCUCUUCAUUUAUCCAUUUACCCACUUUGAGGUUUUAUGACUUCUAUGAACAAUUCAAUAAUUCAAUGCCUCUCGCUUAAACAAUUACAUCAAAAGGCUUAUUAGACUAUGAAAAAAAAUAAUAUUAAUAAGAAUACACAGAAGAAGAGGGAUAUCAUGGAAUCUCUUCAUUGCUCGAUGAGUCUCCUUCUAGGCUCAUUGUGGCUGUUUGGUGUGACUAUCCUAAUACAUAACUAUCGAUAUCAUUGUAAAAAAGUAAGAAUAGAAGAAAUGAUCCAGAAUUAUUAGAAUGGCUCUUGCCUUUAGUUAUUAUAGGAGGGAUAUUUUUUAUUUUGAUAAUUGUGCUCUCAAUAAGGUAUUUCAUAAGAAAAAAAAAGAAAUUUGGAAAUGACUAUGAAUAAGUACAAGAAGUACAGGCUUGUCAAGUUUGCGGUUUAUGUUAACAGGGUCUAAAAGAUAACAAUGAUACUGUUUUCAAAUCGAAAACUUGUAAAUACAAUCAUUUUUUCCACAAUAGAUGUCUAAAUUCAAUUCUAGAUAAAUAUCCGAAACAUGGAAACUGUCUAACAUGUGAAUAGCAAUUUCAAACUUAAUUAACUCAAUAAAAAAAAAGCACAAUCCUAUGA
Paramecium tetraurelia is the source of this 693-nucleotide messenger RNA. RefSeq lists its product as uncharacterized. Lineage: Eukaryota; Ciliophora; Oligohymenophorea; Peniculida; Parameciidae. The record is from RefSeq and is a predicted model, not a curated record. The transcript is spliced from 2 exons.